Molecule: messenger RNA, 1685 nt
Organism: Prorocentrum cordatum
Lineage: Eukaryota; Dinophyceae; Prorocentrales; Prorocentraceae
Source: the annotation of a GenBank genome assembly
UCCUUUGCCGGCGGGACGAAAUGGCCGCACACAAACGUACAGGGCAGGUAUCGCCCACGAAGUCUACGGCAAAUCCAAACAUCUCCCUCCUCCGUCUUCCUCACACCUACAUGCUCCUCCUCCGCAGGCUUUUUUGUCCGUCACCAUUUGGAUUCAAGCCGCUCUUCGGGGGCCGAGACCAGUAGUGUCUAUUUUGUUGAGCGCGUUUAGGAGAGAGCUUCGUUUUUGCUGUGGCCGCAGAACCCUGGUCUCCAGCCGCCAUGAAAUCGUUCAGGGAGCGCAUGAAGAAGAUGAACCUGACCGUCAACACCAUGACCGAGGACAUUUCUCGAGCCGGGCCCGAAGAGCGUGGUCCGAAAUUCUCGAACAAAUCUUCGCCGACACGGCUCAGCACUUCGCCGACACGGCCCAGCACUUCGCCGACACGGGUCAGCAUUUCGCCGACACGGGCCAACACUUCGCCGACACGGACCAGCAUGAGAACGCUCUCGAACAAAGGUACGCCGACACGGGCUAGUUCAGGGAACCAUCUGCGCAAGGGGAUCUCGAAGAUUUCUCACAGCCAGCUGUCCCGACUCUACGAGAUCAAGGAGAAAGUCAUGGACUCCGCGCACAAAGGCAUGGAGGUGCGCUUUGCUACGCGGCUCUCCGACAACGAGGAGCUGGUAGUCAAGACGCGCGUCAAGGAGGCGUCCUUCAUGGGAGCCAGUGAGGAGAAGGAGUGGCGAGACACGACGGUGGCGCAGCUGAACAUGCCCAAGGUAGAGAGCAUGUGCGAGUACAUCGCUGUCUACGAGACUCCAGACACAUAUUACGUUUUCAUGGAGCGAGCCGAGGGGAUGGACUUGUUCGAGCAGUUGCAGCGGAUGCAUCUGUCGACGGAGGACGCGCGGGAGAUCAUCUUCCAGAUGCUCACGGCGCUCGAUGUGAUGCAUACCACCGGCAGGAUCCACAAAGAUCUGAAGUUGGAGAACGUCGUGGUGGAUUUGGCGUCCCAGAGGGUGCGAAGGACCAGCUCCAACGGCUCCCUGACCUCCAUAGAGGCGAAGCUGAUCGACUUUGACACCGUGGCGGACUGGGAGCCCACAAGCCCCAAGGCCAAGGAAGUGCUAGGGACCGACGGCUACAUCGCUCCAGAGGCCUACUCGGGGGGGUACGCGCCAGCGUCGGACAUCUACAGCAUUGGCGUCAUCAUGUACAAGGUGUUGACGGGCAAGUUCCCGUACAGGACGGACAUCUUCGACGACCAGCCAGGCGAAAAUUGGGUCGGCAGCCCCGCGAUGAAGCGCAUCCAGAACCGCCUCAUGAGUGAGAAGGUAGAUUUCGCGCUAUCGCCGCUGAACAAGAUGCCAGAUGCCCAGGACCUGGUGAAGAAGAUGAUGGCCCUCAAUCCCAGGGAGCGCCCGUCGGCCGCCGGGGCGCUUCGCCACCCAUGGUUCCGGCAAGUUGGCCACGGCGUGGUGCGCCCCAGGUUGAGGAGCAGAGCCUCCACCUCCGAGGGCACCGGCAGAGUGUCCUUGUCUCCGUCCUACAAGUCCCGAGCGUCCACGUCCACGGCAUCUCCCUCAACUUCGCUCAACUCCAAGAAGUCCGCGAGCAGCACCGCAAGCUCCUGUGCGGAGAAGGUGCUGCUGCCCGGCGAGCCGGAGUGAGGCCUAGACCAAACGCCUUCAGUUGUGUGGAGG